AUGUCGGGCGAAACACCCAGCUCCUCCAGCGCCAAGGACGCUAACGCGCUGGCCAUCAUGUCCUCCGCGCACACGGUCGAGGGCAUGGACCGCGCCGAAGACGCCAACGCCCGCGUCAUGAUGAAGCUCUCGACCAACGCCAAGCGCGGCCUCGGCGGCGUCGUCGCGUGCGCACUCGCGCAGGUCAACGACGGCUCCGCCCACCGCGAGUGGGCGCAAACGUACUUCCGCUUCCUCAUGGAGCAGUGCUUGGACCUUCCGCUGCACAUGAUUGAAGGUCUCCUCCCGAUCGUCGCCAUGGAGCGGGCGCGGUCGUCGCGGGACAGGGCGACCAUGCUGGCCGACGACGCUGCCGAGGACCACGCCUCCCUGAACCUCUCGCCGCGCACGCUGCGCGAGACGCCCAUGAACAGCCGGCCCUUCGUCGCGCUCGUCGAAGCGGACAUUACGUGCGACGAGCUCAUCGCGGUCUUGCACUACAUGCUGUGGAAGACCACCAACGCGGUCGGCUACGACGCCCGCGCGCGGAGCAUGUUUCGCUUCCUCGUGCACGAGAUAUACGAGCUGCCGUGGACCGUCAUCGCGUCCGAGGAGUCGGCGCUUGGUAUGGCGCUCUUCCUCGAGGCGAACGAGCUCAAGAGCCGCAAGGUUGAGAGCCCGCCGUUGGCCUCGGCGGGCGGGGUCACGGCCGCCACCGUGCUCUUUGGAACGGCCGGCGCGGGCCUCGCCGGCUACAAGACGGACCGGCGCACGUCGGGCAUCAAGCAGUUUGAGUUUGAGCUCUUGACGGCCGGUAGUGGCAUGAACGUGUACAUUUGCGUUUCGGGCUGGCUCGAGAACAACUCGGAGGCCGACUUUAAGCGGCCGUGGGGCACGCCGCGCGAGUACCUCUACGCGUUUUACAAGCAGUACAACCCCGAGAAGGUCUCGUCUAUCGAUGCGAUGCUACUGCGCUUCCGCGGCCGCGAAGACGAGCUUUUUGCUUCGCUUCGGCGCCAAUAUGGCCUCGCACCUGAUGAAGAUCCUGUCGGCGUGCGCCUCGAGAACGUGGUGGAAGGCAAGGACGCGCCGACGCCCGACCAGCUCUGCGCGUGGCAGUGGAAGCACCGCAUGGCCCACGGCGACCAGUUUUGCCUCAAGUGGGAGAAGGACGUCUUGCUGCGCUACGGCACGUGCAUCCGCAACUUUACAACCAAGAUGGUGCUCGGCUACGCACGCGGCGAGAUCGUCAAGUACACGGUGUUUGCGGCGCUCUUUGCGGCCGCGGCGCUGCCGACCAUGGUCGUCAACGCGUGCAGCUACAUUGACUCGGAGUGGACCAUGGCCAUGAGCCGCGCGGACAUGUGCGGCAAGCUGCUGGCCACCGCGCUUCUGCAACGCGAGCAAGGCUUGCGCCCCGUGAGCCUCAUCGGCUACGGCAUGGGCGCUCGUCUCAUUUUCGCGUGCCUCAAGCACCUUGCUGCCGAAGAGGGCGUUGGUCUGAUUGAGAAUGCAGUCUUGCUCGGGUGUCCGAUUCCAGUCGUCGAGGCCGACUGGGCGAGCGCCCGCAAGGUCGUGGCCGGCCGCCUCGUCAACGGCUACUCGGAGAACGACUGGAUGCUCGCCGUCAUGUACCGCUACCAGGGCUGGGCGCUGGACUCGGCGGGCAUUAGCCCCAUUGAAGUUCACGGCGUGGAGAAUGUCAAUUUGAGUCAUGUCAUUGGCGGCCAUCUCGAGUACCCGACCAAGAUUGGGCUGAUCCUGGACCUGCUGCAUUUGGAAGACUAG
Molecule: messenger RNA, 1767 nt
Organism: Saprolegnia parasitica CBS 223.65
Lineage: Eukaryota; Oomycota; Saprolegniomycetes; Saprolegniales; Saprolegniaceae
Exons: 5
Coding region: 1-1767 (588 amino acids)
Source: RefSeq, a predicted model, not a curated record